GCUGCGACCCUCGUUGGCCGCGUCUGUAAAAUGGGCCGAGCGGCAGGAAGACAACUUUCUCUGGGCGUCUGGAGCGCGUGCGAAGGGGUCGCCGCUCGUUAAGGCGCCGGGCAGCUGACACCUUGUAGAGGUGGGUCCCGUGAUUUCUCAGCACCAUCCAAUGGAGGACAGAGGCUCUGCGGCCUUGGAGGACGAGCGGAGGUGCCUGUCGGGGAGCCUCACCUUGCCAGCACCAAUGGAGAGCCCGGCCAUGCAGGGCACGUCCACACCCAGCAAGUCCUUCUCCUCAGCCCACAGACACCCUAGCAAGAAGCACGGGCUGUCUAAACUCUGCCAGAGCAGGACAGCACUCUCCGAGGACAAGUGGAACUCCUACUGCCUGUCGUCGCUGGCUGCCCAGAACAUCUGCACCGGCAAGCUGCACUGCCCCGGAGUGCCCGAGCUCUCCGACGCGGCCGGCUCCGUGGGCAGCACUUCCUGCUGCUCACUGCUGCGGGGCCUGCCCUCGGGCCUGUCCUCACCCCUGCUCCCCGCCCCCGUGUGCAACCCGAACAAGGCCAUCUUCACCGUGGAUGCCAAGACCACUGAGAUUCUGGUUGCCAACGACAAGGCCUGUGAGCUCCUCGGGUACAGCAGCCACGACCUGAUCAGCCAGAAGCUCACGCAGUUCUUCCUGAAGUCGGACUCCGACGUGGUGGAGGCCCUCAGCGAGGAGCACAUGGAUGCUGAUGGCUGCGCCGCUGUGGUGGUUGGGACGGUGGUGGACAUCGUCAGCCGCAGCGGGGAGAAGAUUCCUGUCUCUGUGUGGAUGAAGAGGAUACGGCAGGAGCACACCCACUGCUGCGUGGUGGUACUGGAGCCCGUGGAGAGGGUCUCGGCCUGGGUCUCGUUCCAGUGCGACGGGACCAUCACAUCAUGUGACAGCCUCUUUGCACAUCUCCAUGGCUACACGUCUGGGGAGGAAGUGGCUGGGCAGCGUAUCACAGACCUGAUUCCCUCUGUGCAGAUCCCUCCCCCUGGCGAGCACAUCCCAAAGAAUCUCAGGAUCCAGAGGUCCGUGGGGAGGGCAAGAGAUGGCACCACCUUCCCUCUGAGCCUGAAACUCAAGUUCAAGCCGGGCUCCAACGACGCAGAGGGUGGCCUGCCCUUGCCUGCACCUGUCUACACGGCCUCUGUCUGGGUGUUCUGCACCAUCAGUGGUCUUGUCACCCUUCUGCCAGAUGGCACCAUCUACGGCAUUAACCACAGCUUUGCGCUCAUGCUGUUUGGCUACGGGAAGGCUGAGCUCCUGGGCAAGAACAUCGCGUUCCUGAUCCCUGGCUUCUACAGCUACAUGGACCUCGCCUGUGAUGACAGCUCCCUGCCCCUGCCAGACCUGGCCCGGUGCCUGGAUGUCAGCCAGGACAGGCACUCUGGGAGGAUGUUGGCAGAACCCUGGCAGGGCUGGGACCUGUCUCACGGGGCAGAUGGUUCCAGCGUGAGCGUCGUGCUUGCUGACGCUGAUGCCCUGCUGCGGGAUGUGACCCUGGCCCCAGCUGGCAGCCAAAGAGAGGUCUUCCUCGGGACACAGGCCCCAUGCGAACCUGAGGGCUGCCUCCCUGCCCCAUGCUCCUCCCAGCUGACUCCAGGGGUGGACACUGCAGGAGGACACCUGCCAGCCCAGGACCAGCAGACCCAGCAGGGACCAGGGGAGGAGAGCUCCCAGGAGGACCUGUGGAAGGACAGCAGGUCUGAGCACAGGGAUCAGAGUCCACGUGCUGUAUGUGAAGACCCCAGAACCCCAGCCUCAGCAGAGGACAGGAGGAGGACUGCUCUAGAGUGUGACCUGGAUCUAGAGGGGGCCUCAGGACCCAGUCCUCAGGUUGCAGCCACCGUGCCCAAGCCCAGCUCCACAAGCCAGCCAGCUGGAGCCGGCUUCCCAAUGCACUGCCCCCGGUGCGGGACUGAGUUGCUUGCCCGGCGAAGGGUCCUGAGCCCCCCAGGAACAACGCAUGUCUUGCUGGGGAGGCUGACGCUUGAUGAGCUGUGGCCGGGUGGGGGCAGUGACAGGGAAGAGCUGCGGACCUGCCUCAUCAGGGAGCAGCUGUCCACGCCGAGCUCUCCAGGGGCCGUGGGCACCCCCUCUGCCAAGCCCCUCCCCGCAGAGCACCCCACUUUUGCUGCCCCUCUGUCGCCCUGCGGCCUCGGGGGCAGAGACCUGCAGGGCAGCCGCUCGGGUAGCUCCUCGGCCUGCUAUGCCCUGGCCACAGACCUUCCUGGCGCCCCAGAGCACACAGAGGGGCAUGAUACCGACGCGGCCACGUUCUCCUGGGACUUGAAGGAACUCUUCCUCAGUGAGCGGGUGGCUCGGGCAUCCUCAGACUGCUCCUGUGCCACCUUAGGCCUCACCCGGACGCCCUCUUCUCUGGGCGUGGGCUCUAACUUGGAUGAGGGCAGCCUCCAGCGGGAGCAGUCAGGUGCCUUGGAGCUGGGCCGGGAGGGGCUGUUGCUGCUGACCCGCACCUCCUCUGACCUCAGCGGUUUCCAGAAGGGCUACCUGGCCCAUAGCCAGACGGGGCCACCAGAAGCUUGUGUGCUGCCCUCCCUGCCCCCUGAAGCCAGCCCUGGGCACGUGCUUCCGUGUACAGAGCCUCCGGAGCUGGGUCUUCAGACGACCUCCACGCCAGUGAGAAGGGAGAGCACCCCGCCGCCCAGGGCCGCUGGCCCACGUCGGGAGAUCCAGGAGGGCACCUACUCAGGCAGCUGCUAUCACCGGGAUGGCUCACGGCUGAGUGUGCAGUUUGAGGUACGGCGUGUGGAGCUCCGUGCUGCAGCCACGCUUUUCUGCUGCUGGCUGGUGAAGGACCUGCUGCACAGCCACCGGGACGCAGCCGCCCGCAACCGCCUGCUGCUGGCCAGCCUGCCCGACUCUACCCACUCCAUGGCCGAGCUGCCAGGGCCCAGCCUGGGUGAGGUGCUCGGAGCCAAGCCCUGGUUUGAGGAGCCCCCCAAGGUGUCUGAGCUGGAGGGGCUGGCGGCCUGCGAGGGUGCGUACUCCCACAAGUACAGCACGCUGAGCCCGCUUGGCAGUGGGGCCUUCGGCUUCGUGUGGACUGCCGUGGACAAGGAGGAAAACAAGGAGGUUGUUGUGAAGUUUAUUAAGAAGGAGAAGGUUUUGGAGGAUUGCUGGGUCGAGGAUCCCAAACUCGGAAAAGUGACUCUAGAGAUUGCAAUCCUCUUGUGGGUGGAGCAUGCCAACAUUAUCAAGGUGUUGGAUGUGUUUGAGAACCAAGGGUUCUUCCAGCUGGUGAUGGAGAAGCACGGCUCCGGGUUGGACCUCUUCACAUUCAUCGACCGCCACCCCAACCUGGAUGAGCCCCUGGCGAGCUACAUUUUCCGGCAGUUGGUGUCUGCAGUGGGAUACCUGCGCUCGAAGGGCGUCAUUCACCGGGACAUCAAGGAUGAGAACAUUGUGAUUGCUGAGAACUUCACGAUUAAGCUGAUAGACUUUGGCUCAGCUGCCUACUUGGAAAGAGGAAAAUUAUUUUACACCUUCUGUGGAACAAUUGAGUACUGUGCGCCUGAGGUUCUCCUGGGAAACCCGUACCGGGGCCCGGAACUGGAGAUGUGGUCACUGGGGGUCACCCUUUACACCCUGAUCUUUGAGGAGAACCCUUUCUGUGAGCUGGAGGAGACUGUGGAGGCUGUGCUGAACCCCCCAUACGAGGUGUCGAAAGAGCUCAUGAGCCUUGUGUCUGGGCUACUGCACCCCGUCCCUGAGGAGCGCACCACCCUGGAGAAGCUGGUGGAGGACCCGUGGGUGACACAGCCCGUGAACCUUGCAGACUACACCUGGGAGGAGGUGUGUCGGGUGAGCAGGCCAGAGAGUGGUGUCCUGGCCAGCAUGAGCACAGAGACGGAGAGGAGGAGCCCAAGGGAUGUGCGCAGGGGCCCAGGCCCAGGGUUGGGUCCUAAGGGCCCCCUGGUGCCAUGUGCACAGACUUCAUAGUGGCUUCUCCAUCGACCCGCUGGACACUGGCUCCUGCUGCUCUUCUCCACAACCAGGAAAGUCCUGUCGUCCUCAAGUCAUCCAUCUGGAGGAAACAAACCCUCAAGUGUGAGGCCCUGUCACCUUCCUUAUGUGCUAGUCUGAUCAACACAGCUCACAAGUCUGCAGUAUGCUGUUACCUCCAGGUUUAUAAGAUAGUAGGCGUGAAAUUCAUGUUUCUAAUAUGACCUUGAGUUUUAUACUUCUACAGGGCUCUAAAUUUGUGAACUUUGCAAAAGGCAUAGCAGAGUCUUAAAAUUCUCUUUCUACUUUGACAUGUAUGUGUGUGUUUUUGUUUCCCCUGACUUGGCAUAAGUCCAUCUGAGCGUAGGUAUGUGGCCUUGUAGGAUGGGCUAGCCAAAGGGUCAGACUAUUUCAUUAAUUUAUUUUCUUGAACGUUUUCCAAAUUAAAGCAACUUGGCUAGUAAAUAGUUACCCCGACUUGGACUCUGUGGGUUAUUCACAUGCCAGGUGUGCAAAGCACUUCAUUUCUUUGUUUUCCAAAACAAGUCAAAUCCAUUUAUGAAUCCCCAAGUCUGGCGGACACGGGAUCCAGACGCAGAGAGAGAGAGCCCCACCAGGUCAUCCACAUAUAUCGUAGAUGCAGGCCACACCACAAGGAAGGGUCCAACUUGAGUAAGAGUGGGACUUGAGUCACGCUGUCCUGCAAGGCUGUGACCCAAGACACAACCUCCACCAGUCCUGCCCCAUCAACAUGCAGAGGUCAGGAUUUACAACACGUAAUAUGGAGGACAACAAUACGAUAUUGGGAAUCAUGGCCUAGCCAAGUUGGCACGUAACCCCAACCAUCACAGGUUCCGUAUACCUUAUCUGCAUAGUCAUUGUGUGUGAGUCACAAAGACCACGACUCUGUUGUUGCUAGGUGCUCUUGAGUCAGUUCUGACGGAUAGCGACCCUGUGUACAACAGAAAGAAAUACCGCCCAGUCCUGCAACAUCCUCACAAUUGUUAUUAUGCUUCAGCCCAUUGUUGCAGCCCCUGUUCCAAUCUAUCUCAUUGAGUGUCUUCCUCUUUUUUGGUGACUUUUUUUUUCUACCAAGCAUGAUGUCCUUCUCCAGGGACUGGUCCUUCCUGGUAACAUGUCCAAAGUAUGUGACGACCAGGUCUUGCCAUUCCUACUUCUAAUGAAUACUCCGGUGGUACUUCCAAGACAAAUUUGUUUGUUCUUCUGGCAGUCCAUGGUAUACUCAAUAUUCUUUGCCAACACCAUAAUUCAAAGGCGUCAAUUCGUCUUCAUUCUGCCUUAUUCAUUGCCCAGAUUUUGCAUGCAUAUAAGGCGAUUGAAAACACCAUGGCUUGGGUCAGGUCCACCUAAGUCCUUAAAGUGACAUCUUUGCUUUUUAACAAAGAGGUCUUUUGCAGCAGAUUUGCCCAAUGCAGUGUGUCUUUUGAUUUCUUGACUGCUGCUUCCAUGAGCAUUAAUUGUGGAUCCAAGUAAAAUGAAAUCCUUGACAACCGCCAUCUUUUCUCUGUUUAUCAUGAUGUUGUUUAUUGGUCCACUUGUGAAGAUUUUUGUUUUCUUUAUAUUGAGGUGCAAUCCAUACUGAAAGCUGUGGUCUUUUGAUCUUCACUAGUAAGCGUUUCAAGUCCUCUUCGCUUUCAGCAAGCAAGGUUGUGUUGUCUGCAUAACGCAGGUUGUUAAUGAGUCUUCCUCUGAUCCUGAUGCCCCGUCCUUCUUCAUGUAGUCCAGCUUCUCGGAUUAUUUGCCCAGCAUACAGAUUGAAUAAGUGUGGUGAAAGGAUACAACCCUGAUGCGCACCUUUCUUGACUUUAAACCACAUGGUAUCUAUCCCCUUGUUCUGUUUGAACAACUUGGUCUAAGUACAGGUUCCUCAUGAGCACAAUUUUUAAGUGUUCUGGAAUUCCCAUUCUUCACAAUGUUAUCCAUCAUUUGUUAUGAUCCACACAAUCGAAUCAAUUUGUACAGUCAAUAAAACACAGGUAAACAUCCUUCUGAUGCUCUGUGCUUUCAGCCAGGAUCCAUCUGACAUCAGCAAUGAUAUCCCUGGUUCCACGUCCUCUCCUGAAUUCGGCUUGGAUUUCUAGCAGUUUCUUGCUGAUGUACUGCUGCAACUGCUUUUGAAAGAUCUUCAGAAAAUUUUACUUCCAUGUGAUACAAUGAUACUGUUUGAUAAUUUCUGUAUUCUGCUGGAUCACCUUUUUUUUGAAAUGGGUACAAGUAUGGAUCUCUUCCAACAGCUGGCCAGGUAGCUGUGAUCCAAAUUUCUUGGCAUAGAAAAGUGAUCUGUUUGUUGAAACAUCUCAAUCGGUAUUCCAUUAAUUCCUGGAGCCUUGUUUUUCCCCAGUGCCUUCAGGGCAGCUUGGACUUCUUCCUUCAGUACCAUUGGUUCUUGAUCAUCUGCUACCUCCUGAAAUGGUUGAAUGUCGACCAAUUCUUUUUGGUACAGUGACUUUGUGUAUUCCUUCCAUCUUCUUUUGAUGUUUCCUGUGUCAUUUAGUAUUUUCCCCAUAGAAUCCUUCAGUAUUGGAACUUGAGGCUUGAAUUUUUUCUUCAGUUCUUUCAUUUCGAGAAAUGCUGAGCGUGUUCUUCCCUUUUGCUUCUCUAUCUCCAGCUCUUUGCUCAUGUCAUCAUUAAUACUUUACUUUGUCUUCUCAAGCCACCCUUUGAAAUCUUCUGUUCAGCCCUUUUAGUUCAUUUCUUCCUUUUGCUUUAGCUACUCUACAAUCAAGAGCAAGUUUCAGAAUCUCUUGUGACAUCCGUUUAGGUCUUUUCUUUCCUGUCUUUUUAAUGAUCUCUUGCUUUCUUCAUAUAUGAUGUCCUUGAUGUCAUUCCACAACUUGUCUGGUCUUUGGUCAUUAGUGUUUGGUGCAUCAAAUAUAUUUUGAGAUGGUAUCUAAAAAUUCAGGUGGAAUAUAUUCAAGGUCGUAUUUUGGCUCUUCUGGGCUUGUUUUAAUUUUCUUCAACUUAAAUUUGAACUUGCGUAUGAGCAAUUGAUGGUCUGUUCCACAGUUGGCCCCGGCCUUGUUCUGACUGAUAUGAGCUUUUCCAUCAUCUCUUCCACAGACCAUGUUGAGAAAGGCCAUAUUAAGUCAUUACACUGCAGUACCAUUUAAGAAUCAAGUCAUUUUUCUUAGUUCCGAGAGGUAAGCAGGUAAGACAGUAAGAAAUGCAUAUCAAUUAAGGCUUGGUAUUUGUAAGCUGUGAAAUUCAGGUAGCUGAAAAGCACACCUUCCUCUUGAAAAAUGCCUUGGUUCUAUAUGUGAACAAUUACAGGUCUAGAUUUGUAAUUUAAGCAUGAAAACUAAUUGGGCUGAAACAUAACUGGCUUUCAUCCUAAGAGGAACCCAGAGGGCCUAGUCAGGAGGGCUCUCAUCCUUUUUACCAGGUAAUGUGUCAUACCUCCUAACACUUUAUUACUAGGGUCCUGUUUUUCAACAACUGUAAACACUUCUCGGAGUUCCUUCGGAUAUUUAAACAUGUUUAGAGUGUAUCUGUCUUUUUUGUGUAUGUGGCCUUAGUAUGCAUGCGGAAUAGAGAUUUUUACACAGUGAGAAUCUUUACUCAGGCUCUGAAUCCAUCUUUAC
Loxodonta africana (African savanna elephant) is the source of this 7593-nucleotide messenger RNA. RefSeq names its product PAS domain containing serine/threonine kinase (gene PASK). Gene Ontology annotation, cellular component: cytoplasm; nucleus; cytosol. NCBI's taxonomy places the organism in Eukaryota, Metazoa, Chordata, Mammalia, Proboscidea, Elephantidae. The transcript is spliced from 18 exons. Gene Ontology annotation, molecular function: protein serine/threonine kinase activity; ATP binding. The record is from RefSeq and is a predicted model, not a curated record. Gene Ontology annotation, biological process: negative regulation of glycogen biosynthetic process; protein phosphorylation; intracellular signal transduction. Bases 161 to 3988 code for a protein of 1275 amino acids.